Messenger RNA from Cladophialophora bantiana CBS 173.52, 609 nucleotides. RefSeq lists its product as uncharacterized. Gene Ontology annotation, cellular component: cytoplasm. The transcript has 9 exons. Gene Ontology annotation, biological process: positive regulation of cytoplasmic translation. Gene Ontology annotation, molecular function: single-stranded RNA binding; translation regulator activity; zinc ion binding. The record is from RefSeq and is a predicted model, not a curated record. Lineage: Eukaryota; Fungi; Ascomycota; Eurotiomycetes; Chaetothyriales; Herpotrichiellaceae. Bases 1 to 609 code for a protein of 202 amino acids.
AUGGAUCGUGGCUGCUACAACUGCGGUGACUCUUCGCACCAGGCACGCGAUUGCCCUAAGAAAGGCACACCAACUUGCUACAACUGCGGAGCCGAAGGUCACGUCAGCCGAGAAUGCACCGCUGCGCCUAAGCCAAAGUCUUGCUACAAAUGUGGAAAUGAAGGACACUUCGCGCGCGACUGCCCUCAGGCCGGUCCUCCUGGAGGUGCAGGCGGGGGUUGGAGUAGCGCCGGCGGAAACACUUACGGCGGUGGAUCAUCCCGAGAAUGCUACCGCUGUGGAGGGCAGGGCCACAUAGCGCGUGACUGUACUUCUGGCGGUGGCGGCGGGGGGUUCGGCGGCGGCUUCAGUCGCGGUGGCGGGGGCCAAACCUGCUAUUCUUGCGGUGGCAUCGGCCACAUGUCCCGUGACUGCACCCAAGGUCGGUCUCAGAAAUGCUACAAUUGUGGCGAGCAAGGUCAUCUCUCUCGCGACUGCCCAUCUGAACCCAGUUCUGAACGCAUCUGCUACAAAUGUGAGACCACCUCCCUGGGAUUGACAAAUAGCUCUAAUUAUGCAUUCCAGGCAAGCAACCCGGACACUUGCAGUCCGCUUGCCCAAAUUAGUUGA